AUGCGAGAUCAGCUUCCAGAGGCACUUGAGUACGAUACGGAGGUCGGCCUAGUUCUGGAUGGCUAUAGCGAGCCGGACGAGACUGCAGACCAUUCUGGAGCUAUGUUGAACUUGAAUACGGGAUACAUUAGCUUGUUGGGCAAGUUUAAUGCCGAUGUCACUGCAAACACGUCUCCAGAUACCCAAAUCGAUGUCAAUAUCCACCAGGAAAUCAACGACAAGCUGCGGCAGAAAGACAUUUUGCAGGACGAUGCGGAUUACUCAUACCUGAACAAUUACCACAGACGACAGUCGCAGCCCAGCAGCAAGCCAUUUGGACUGCCGAGCUCUACAGAAAACACAGAGCAACGCGACGUGCAAGUGCCCGGCACUAUUGAAAAAAGCCGCGUAGGAAUCGCCUCAAAUAGCAGCCCAUUGACAAACAAAACUCGCAGUGAAUUUCUACCGCCCAAUAAGAAUGGCCACGAUGAGCUGAACGACGAAAUCAUUAGCUCCCAAAGUGUUUUUUCCCCAAUUUCGCAUCACAGGCCCGCAAACUCGUAUCGCACUCAAAAAGAUGAGAUCGGGAACUCCUCGCCGAAUAUGAACGAGCCGUCGUCACAGGAGGUGAGCGAUUUUGAGAUAGACGACAAGGACAAUAUUAGCGAGACUCUGAGAAUCUCCAAUUCGCAAAACGACCAGUCAAAUACGGCGUCGUCACUCUCUCAAAAAGAGCUGAAAAACUCUAUCAUGCGGCUCUCCCAAAACUCACAAAGCUCACAAAGGGAAGAUGGCUACGAAUCAUCUCACCCAACCGUCCAUAUACCCUCGCAGGACGAAGGCACACGAGAACUAACCGAGGAAAUGGAAGAUCCGAACUCAGACGCGGAAGCCAACUCGACUCCUCUUUCUCAGGUGGCCUACACGUCUAGCUUGCUUUUGCGUCCCAAACGCGUACUAAAAAGCAGCCCAAGAAAACUGUCUCAGCGCAAAGUUGUGAGAUCCGCUCCCCCAGUGAUUGAACUAGAUGAUAGUUCGACCAAUUCUUCGAGGAAUAACUCAGACCUGGAGAACGCUGACUCAGACUCUGACGAGCAAGAAGUCAAGGACAGUAUGGAUGAGACACGGAUCAAUUCCGUGCUAGAUAGAGACCAAAUCGAUCUACUGCUCAGCACGAAACGAAACUCUCCAGAGCUACCUUCGCCAGAAUUCGAGAACACUAACGAUAUACAAAGCCAAAACACACAGACACCGCCAAACUUCAAAGGCACAGACAUCGUGCCCCAGUCGCUGACCCAGAACGAGAUCUUGAGAACAGAUGAGACAGAAAAAACGUUUCGAAAAGAGGACAUUAUCUUUCCGCGCUCAGUAUGGGUAACGUUCGACAAUUUGAAACUGCCCUUCAGCAUUAAAGAUGUGACGAAAUAUUACGACGAGUCUCGCAGCGUGCAGUUCUCUGUUUCAGUCGCAAACUCCCAGAUGCUUGAAGUGGUGGACUAUGUGAAAUUAUUUGCUCCUCUUUCGAUCAGGGUCGGGGACCAUAUAAAACUGUUUGCCAACAGAACCAAAGUAUACAAAGUAACUGGCUUGCAAUACGAUCCCAAGAUACCCAACGCCGUGUGUUGCAUACGUGGCUUCAACCGUGUAUACCUUUGCGAAAAAGGUUCUGCGCCAAAUGACGAGUUCAGCGUCCCGUUGGAGGACACAUAUCUUACUGCGAAUCUUUCAGGUAAGCUGACAUUCAAGAUAUUUGACGACGAGCAAUAUUUUCAUGAGUUCUUGUCAGAUUUGCAACAACAAGAUGGUCCAAUAAUACAGAAUACCCUUCAAAAGAACUCCCUGCCCUUUCAUGGUUGUGUUUUUGUAUUUACCUCUGCGCCGCAUCAGUCAGAAACGAACGAGACAACGAAAGUGAGAGAAAUGAUUAGGUUCAUUGAAAAGCAGGGAGGCCUAAUAAUCGAAGACGGUUUUCCUAAACUCUUCCACAUAGAUGAAACAGGACUCAAACCUGGCAAGACGCUUGAGCAGCUCAAGUUUGCUGCACUGCUAUCUCCCAAACACGCGAGAACCAUGAAAUAUCUGCAAUCGCUGUCUUUAGGAUGGCCAAUUUUAUCAACAGCCUUUCUUGAAGACCUGAUAUCAAAUCCGGACCAACUCAGCAGAUGGCAGUCUACGUUUCAUAAUUACAUGCUCCCUGCGGGACAUAGCAUAAUUCGCAAGUGCAUACUGAGCGCCAAUGUGUUCCCUUUCCUACGCAAUUUCCACAACGGGAAGUUCCUCCACGAGCAGACAGGGCUUGUCCGUUUGCUGGAUGGACUGACCAUUGUUGUUGACCGCAGCAGUUUGCCAGUCAGUGUUAAGGACAUUGAUUUUUUGCUCAAGGCGCUCGGCUGCCGCGACGUCAGGGUCAUACCGGAAAUCACCCUUCAAGACGUCGCAGCACUUGACCACGAGAGCCUGUUGCUCACAGAUAUGGACAAAAAGUCUUUGGACGCCCAGGUGCACAAACGGCGGCCGAAAAGACAGCGAAGAGACAGUUCUGGUGGGGACUUGGAAGUUUCUGUGGUUGAUUGGGAGUGGCUUGUGCAGUGUAUCAUUGGAGGCACGCGAUUCGACCCGAUUUUCCGCUGGAAAGUGUCUUCAUUGCGCAAGUAA
This is a messenger RNA of Ogataea parapolymorpha DL-1, 2634 nucleotides long. RefSeq lists its product as uncharacterized. The record is from RefSeq and is a predicted model, not a curated record. Gene Ontology annotation, molecular function: histone binding. Lineage: Eukaryota; Fungi; Ascomycota; Pichiomycetes; Pichiales; Pichiaceae. The transcript has a single exon. Gene Ontology annotation, biological process: positive regulation of transcription by RNA polymerase II; DNA damage checkpoint signaling. Gene Ontology annotation, cellular component: nucleus. The coding region runs from base 1 to 2634 and encodes 877 amino acids.